CGGCGGCCGAGGUGGACGCGGGCAUGCUGGGCGGCGGCCUGUGGACGGGAGAGGUGGUCGAGGUCUUCGGGCCGUCCGGCCUCGGCCUCAGCUCUUCCGAGGCGCCGGCAAGACGCAGCUCGGCCUCACCGUGGCCGCCCACUUCUGCGCCAGCGGCCUGCCGGUUCUGUUCGCUACCGCCAUGGACGCGCCGUCCGCGCUGGCGCGCAGGCUGCGGCAGCUGCUGUGCGCGCGCUUUGCGGGGCCACCGGGCGUUGCCGAACGUACCUCGAGGAGCCCCGAGCUCGGGCCGGCCCUGGACGCGGCGCUGGCCCACGCCCGGGUGGCCUCCGUGCCCGACUUCGCCGCGUUCGCGCGGCUGGCGACGGCGUGCGCGGCGCCCGGGGGGAAGGACGCGCCGCCCCCGCGCCUGCUGGUCGUCGACGGCCUCGCCGAGCUGCUCGCGCCGUUCGCCACCGCGCAGGGCUUCAGCCACCGGUGGCGGCUCGGCUGGAGCGCGAGGGCGCUGAGGCGCCUCGCCUCCGAGGCCGGCGUGCGCGUCCUGCUGCUGGCGCACGCGCCCUCGCCGCGCCUCGGCGCGGGCGCCGCGGGCGCCGGGCCGCUCGGCCAGGGGGCCUGGGCGUCGGCCGCCUCUUGCCGCCUCGAGCUGCGCGCGGACGACGAGCGCGGCGAGCACGGCGGGCACGCGCUGGUGCUCAGGAAGAGCACGAGGGCCGCGGCGGGGUGCAGCGUGCCCCUCGUGCUGGGCGCGGCCGGGGUGCGCGCCGUGGACGCCGGGGGUCCCGCGCCCCUCGGGGACCUAUCGGGGGGGGAGGUCGACAGCUGAGCCCGCGGCGGCAGAAAGAGGUGCCUCCUUCGUCUCCUC
This is a messenger RNA of Prorocentrum cordatum, 865 nucleotides long. The record is from the annotation of a GenBank genome assembly. NCBI's taxonomy places the organism in Eukaryota, Dinophyceae, Prorocentrales, Prorocentraceae.